AUGACUGAAGGUGUGGUGAACCUUGGUGAUAACUAUGAACCACUCAUUGUUGACUAUGGUGCUGAAUGCCUAAUGUGUGAAGGAGGGGGUUUAAGUCAGACAAACUUCAGUGACGGUUCAGGGAGUAAAGGGACAUUGAGGGGUAAUUUGAAUUGCAUGAAAUGGGUUGGAGUUUUUGCAGGAGUAGGGCAAUAUAUUCCACAUGCCCAAGAUUUUAGGGAGGCUAUGUACAGGUUUAGUAUUGCACAGAAGUUUGCAACGACAUAUGUGAGAAACAGUAGGGAGAAGAUGAAUGUGAGGUGUAAAGUGGAAGGGUGUCCAUGGAAGAUUUGUACAAAUGCUGUUGGGAGGGAUACUCUUUUAUUACACGUGACCACAUUCGUUAAUGAACACAUUCAUUUAGCGCAAGAUAACCUAGAUGUCACUUAUGCUGGCAAUGCUGUGUUGACGUCAUCAAUAAUACUUGAGGAGAUAAGGAACCAUACCGAAAAGCGUCCUACUGAAAUAAGGAAGACACUGGAAAGGGAAUAUGGUGUGAGGCUAACAUAUGCUCAAGCUUACAGAUCAAAGGAAAAGGCCAUGGAACACAUACAUGGGAAACUGGAAGAAUCCUAUAUGUUCAUACCGUGGAUAUGCCAAAGAUUGAAAGAAACUGAUGAUAAAAUAGUUGCUGAAUGGGUUGUCAUUGGUAAUACAUUUGAGCGGGUUUUCAUUGCAUAUGCGUCGGGAUAUGAUGCAGAUAAUGACUUGUUGCCUUUUGCAAUAGCAGUGGUGAAAUCAGAGAAUCUUGAUUACUGGACUUGGUUUCUGUUCAAAAUUAAAGAAAUUGUUGGUUCGGUGCAGGUGACGAUUGUGUCAGACCGACACAAUGCCAUAAUAGGAUCUGUCCAAGCAAUAUUUGGAGGUGAAAGACAUGCGUAUUGUUAUAGGCAUGUGAAGGAAAACUUCAGUGCUGAACAAGUGAAAGUAAACAGAGGUAAAAGGACAAGCCAAUGGUCAAAAGAAGAUGCAUUAAAGGUUCUUGAUAGAGCAGCUUAUGAAAGGGUUGAUAGUGACUUUGAUAAUGUAAUGGCAGAGCUAAGAACUAUGUCUCCUGAGUUACAUGAUUGGGUUAUCAAUCAAGGUGAUGUGAAUAGGUGGGCAAUGAGCAAGUUCCCAUUUAAAAGAUGGGAUAAUAUAACAACCAAUAUAGCUGAGUCUUUCAAUUCUUGGAUGGUGAAAGAGAGAAAGCAUAAUGUGGCGCAAAUGAUCCAUGAGCAUCGGGAGAAAGUAGCAAGGAAGAUGCAUGCAUCAUAUAUGUUUAUGAGUAAGUGGAGGAAUUGUGUUGGGUCAAAAACCGAGGCAAAGGUUCUGGAGAAUGUGUAUUUCAGUAAGUAUAUGAGCUGUGACAAUUAUGGAGGCGGAAGACUGUGUGUACAUACAUCUCGUGGAGAUUAA
Messenger RNA from Neltuma alba, 1437 nucleotides. RefSeq lists its product as uncharacterized. NCBI's taxonomy places the organism in Eukaryota, Viridiplantae, Streptophyta, Magnoliopsida, Fabales, Fabaceae. The record is from RefSeq and is a predicted model, not a curated record. The coding region runs from base 1 to 1437 and encodes 478 amino acids. The transcript has 2 exons.